AUGGAAGAAGAACAAAGAGAGCGAAUGGACAGAAUGGAAAGAGCUCAGGAAGAAAUGAGAGAACAGUUAGCAAAAAUGAUGGAAUUGAUGAUGAGUUUCAGUAAAGGAAAAAGAGCGAUUGAAGAGCCAGCUCCGUCAGAAAACCCACCAGCUCAAGACAGUGGAAACCAAAGGGAUGAUCCACCCUAUCCCCCAGGGUUCACUCCACCACAUGCCCAAACCGCUCAAAGGGUCCACCCCCAAACUAUGGAAAAGAAGCAAAGUGAGAACUUCAAGGAAUAUGCCCAAAGGUGGAGAGAUAUAGCAGCGCAAGUUCAGCCACCUCUUACUGAUAAGGAGAUGACUGUGUUGUUCAUAAACACACUUCGAGCACCAUUUUAUGAGCGUUUGAUCGGCAAUGCCACAAAAAACUUUACAGAUUUGGUCUUAUCGAGAGAAAUAAUAGAAGGAGCUAUCAAAAAUGAAAAAAUUGAGGGGCAUGAAGUUGCCAGCUCAAAGAAAGGGAAUACGCCCAAGAAAAAAGAAGGGGAUGUGCAAGCAAUCAAUGUUCUUCCACAAACUCCACCACCAAGACUGGUAGCUUCAACCAAUAAUCCUGGUCAUGGUCAAAGAGGACCAAAAACUACCUUAGAAAAACCAAAGUUUGAUCCUAUUCUAGUCCCUUACACUACAUUGCUACCACAACUCAUAGAAAAUCGACUCAUUGAUCGAACCCCUUUAAAACCACUCCGACCACCUUUCCCGAAAUGGUAUGACUCGAAUGCACAUUGUGAUUACCAUUUUGGAAUUCAAGGGCACUCCUCCGAGAAUUGUACUGCUUUAAAACAUAAAGUCCAAGCACUCAUUAAGGUAGGACUUUUAAAUUUUUCCAAAAAAGAUAGUUCACGUGUUGAUGGGAAUCCUUUACCUAAUCAUGGAAGACCGACAGUGAAUGUCAUACAUGAAGGGAUGAUUCAAAUGGUGAAAAAGAGUAUUGAUGAGAUUCAAACGCCAAUGGAUAAAGUGUUUGAGGCGUUGUCCAAGAUAAAUGCCAUCACUCAAGAACUCAUCGACACAAAGGAAUUGGGGCAUGAUCUCGCUUAUUCUUGCAAAUUUCAUAUAGAGGCAAUUGGGCAUUCCAUUCAAAAUUUUGAUAGCUUUCGUUGUAAGUUGCAAGAAUUGAUGGAUUCAUCGGUAAUUGAGUUUUAUGAACAAGCCGAAGAGAAUUUAGUCGGAACCAUAAAUGGAGACACCCUAGCUGAAGUGGCAUCAAGUUCAUUCGGGGCGAACAAACCUAAACCUCUCACCAUCUUCUAUGAAGAAAACAGGAGCCCAAUGAAUGAUACAUCCCCUACUAUGAUCAGAAGUGAUAUUACCAUUGAAGUCCCCAGCACGUUCCCUUACAAGAGCGAUAAGGCUGUCCCAUGGAAUUAUGAGUGUAAUAUUUUGGGCACAGCUUCGUUCGCCCCCCAAGCAUCUUUUGAAGAUCUAACUGGUGUGGGGGGUAUAACGCGAAGUGGGCGAUGCUAUUCCCCUGAGAUAGCGAAAAAAGUUGGAAAAGGGAAACCUGCACAGGGAGAGAGAGGCCUGAAGAAAGCAGAUACCUUUUCUAAGGACCAAGUUGUCGAAUCUGUAGUUGCUCCGAACAAUGAGGUCAAAAAUCCUGUUAUCGAGAAAGAAACGAGUGAAUUUCUCAAGUUUAUUAAACAUAGUGAAUACAGUGUGGUAGAACAAUUAACCAAAAUGCUUGCUCGCAUCUCACUGUUGUCCUUACUUUUGAAUUCGGAAGCACACAGGAACGCGCUGCUUAAAGUCUUGAACCAAGCUUAUGUGUCACAAGAUAUAUCAGUGGAAAGGUUAGACCACAUUGUGGAAAACAUUACAGUGGGGAACUUCAUUGCCUUUAAUGAUGAAGAAAUCCCAUCGGGUGGUCGAAGACGUAACAAAGCUCUGCACAUUACCAUCAAAUGCAAGGACCAUGCCAUACCUAGGGUCUUGGUCGACAAUGGUUCAACAUUAAAUGUCAUGCCUCACUCUACUUUAACCAAGUUGCCAGUAGAUGUGUCUUAUAUGAGAACCAGUCGCAUGGUUGUAAGGGCCUUCGAUGGGACCAUAAGGAAGGUGGUAGGAGACAUUGAACUACCGAUAAAAAUUGGCCCUUGCAUUUUUGAGGUCCAAUUUCAAGUCAUGGACAUUGCCCCGUCAUACAAUUGCUUGUUAGGGCAUCCAUGGAUUCAUAUGGCGGGAGCCAUACCAUCUUCCCUUCAUCAAAAAGUUAAAUUCAUAGUUGAGGGCCAACUGAUAAGUGUAUCUGCGGAGGAAGACAUACUGGCUAUUCAACCAUCAUCUGCUCCCAAUGUAGAGGCGACAGAAGAAGUCCCAGAAUGCUCUUUCAGAUCUUUUGAAUUUGUUAAUGCUACUUAUGUGGGGAAAAGAGAAGUGAUACUGACUUCUCGUUUCAUUCAUCCCGAAGCACCAACAAAGGUCAAUCAGGUUCUACGGAUAUUUGAUGAGCUAUCAAUCCAUAUGAUCAAAGAUGAAGAACCUAACGAGAAGAUCCUUGUGGUGUAUUUACCAAUAAAUACUUGCUCAUACACGUGUCCAAUUCUACCUGUUUGCAAGUCUUUAAGUGAUGAACACAAAGGCAAUCUAGACAAUGAUUUGAAUAUCGAUUUUGAGAUGAUUUCGAAUGUUGAUGAAUUGAAAAAUGAAGAGGAGGUGGAUGACUAUGGCUUACCCCCUGAUUUGUCGAGAAUGUUGGAAUAGGAGGAAAGGGAGAUUUUACUUCAUCAGGAACUCACAGAAAUGAUUAACCUCAAAAAUAGGGAAGAAAAGAAAGAAGUUAAGAUUGGCACCUCGUUGUCAUCUAAUGAACGGCAGAAGUUAGAAAAACUGCUCCGUGAAUAUGUGGAUGUGUUUGCUUGGUUAUAUCAAGACAUGCCAGGUCUCAACACUGACAUUGUUUUCCAUAAGUUACCUUUGAGACCAGAUUGCAAGCCUAUUAAACAGAAGUUGAGAAGGAUGAAGCCAGAAAUAUUGCUGAAGAUUAAAGAAGAAAUAAAGAAGCAAUUCGAUGCUGGAUUCUUAAAGGUGGCUAAGUAUCCUGAAUGGGUGGCUAAUAUAGUUCCAGUUCCUAAGAAGGAUGGAAAAGUUCGAAUGUGUGUUGAUUACAGGGAUUUGAACAGAGCAAGUCCGAAGGAUAGCUUCCCUUUGCCACAUAUUGAUACUCUUGUGGAUAACACAGCAAAGCAUGCUUUGUUCUCAUUUAUGGAUGGUUUUUCUGGUUACAAUCAGAUCACGAUGGCACCCGAAGAUAUGGAAAAAACAACAUUCGUAACCAUGUGGGGGACAUUUUGUUACAAAGUAAUGCCAUUUGGAUUGAAGAAUGCAGGUGCCACCUACCAAAGGGCAAUGGUAGCUUUGUUUCACGAUAUGAUGCACAAAGAGAUAGAGGUAUAUGUGGAUGACAUGAUUGCAAAAUCUCAUACAAAAAGAGAUCAUACUGUCAAUCUCAAGAAGCUAUUUGAGAUAUUGUGAAAGUUUCAGCUUAAGUUGAAUCCUGCAAAAUGCAUUUUUGGUGUAACUUCUGGGAAAUUGUUGGGGUUCAUAGUAAGUGAAAAAGGAAUUGAAGUGGACCCAGAUAAGAUACGAGCUAUUCAAGGGCUGCCACCUCCCAAAACGCAAAAAGAAGUGAGGGGAUUUUUAGGGAAGUUGAAUUACAUUGCUCGAUUUAUAUCCCAGCUCACUUGCAAAUGUGAUUCAAUCUUCAAGCUGCUUCGAAAACGAGACCCAGGAGAGUGGAAUGAAGAAUGUCAAAUAGCCUUUUAUAAAAUCAAAGAAUAUCUCACAAAUCCACCGCUGUUGGUGCCAUCGACGGUUGGAAAACCUCUUUUUUUGUAUUUGACUGUGAACAAGAAUUCUAUGGGAUGUGUAUUGGGACAACAUGAUGAAACUGGAAAAAAAGAACGGGCCGUAUAUUACUUGAGCAAGAAAUUCAUGGAGUAUGAGUCCAAAUACUCUACGCUCGAAAAGAUGUGUUGUGCGCUAGCAUGGACCGCCCAGAGGCUCCGACAAUACAUGUUGUAUCACACAACAUGGUUGGUGGCAAAAUUAGAUCCCAUCAAGUAUAUUUUUGAAAAACCCUUUUUGUCUGGAAAAGUAGCUCGAUGGCAAGUGCUAUUGUCUGAAUAUGAUAUUGUAUAUGUGUCACAAAAGUCAAUCAAAGGGAGCGCCAUCGCUGAUUUCCUCGCAGAUCGAGCUAAUGAGGAUUAUGAAUCUGUAAGUUUCGAUUUUUUAGAUGAAGAUUUAAUGGCCGUCUUGGAUAUAGAAGAGGAUGGUCCUAAUGAACUUAAUCCAUGGAAGAUGUAUUUUGAUGGAGCAUCCAAUGCUUUGGGGCAUAAAAUUACGGCAGUGUUGAUUUCUCCAAAUGAAAAGUACUAUCCAGCCACGACAAGAUUGAAUUUCAAUUGUACUAACAAUAUGGUGGAGUAUGAAGCGUUGGUAAUGGGAUUACAAGCAGCAAUUGAGAUGAAGGCUGACGCGAUAGAUGUUUACGGAGAUUCGGCUUUAGUGAUAUGUCAAAUGAGAGGCGAAUGGGAAACUAGAGAUUCUAAACUAGUUCCAUAUAAAAAGCUGGUUACAGAAUUAAGCAAACAGUUCAAAGAAAUCAGCUUCAACCAUUUGCCUCGAGAAGAGAAUCAGAUUGCUGAUGCUUUGGCCACCCUCGCAGCAAUGUUCAAAAUGAAAGAAGCGGCUGAUGUACGCCCUUUUGAUUUAGAAGUCCGUGAAGUCUCUGCACACUACUUAAAUGUUGAGAAAGAGGUUGAUGGUAAGCCGUGGUAUCAUGAUAUCAUGCAAUACAUCAAGCACCAAGCAUAUCUUGAGAAUGCCACGGACAAUGACAAACGAACUCUUAGAAGAUUAGCAAUGGGUUUCUUCCUUAGUGGAGAAGUGCUCUAUAAAAGAAGUCGAGAUCAAGUACUCUUGAGAUGUGUGGAUGUUACAGAAGCCAACAAAAUAAUGAAAGAAGUCCACGAAGGAACUUGUGGAGCUCAUACUAAUGGACAUAUGUUGGCUAGACAAAUUAUGAGAGCUGGUUAUUAUUGGUUGACAUUGGAAUCAGACUGCAUAAACUUUGCUCGAAAAUGCCACAAGUGUCAAGUUUACGCUGAUAGAAUCCAUGCUCCACCAGCCCCAUUACACAUUUUCACAGCACCUUGGCCAUUUUCAAUGUGGGGAAUGGAUGUGAUUGGGCUUAUUACGCUGAAAGCCUCUAAUGGACAUCGAUUCAUAUUGGUGGCCAUUGAUUAUUUCACGAAAUGGGUAGAAGCAGCUUCUUAUGCCAAUGUGACACAAAAGGUGGUGUGCAAGUUCAUCCGAAAGGAGAUUAUAUGUCGGUAUGGGCUAUCGAAAAAGAUUAUUACUGAUAAUGCAAGCAAUUUGAAUGAUGCGAUGGUGAAGGAGGUUUGCACUAAAUUCAAGAUCAAGCAUCAUAACUCGACAACUUACCGUCCGAAGAUGAACGGAAUGGUAGAGGCAGCCAACAAAAACAUCAAAAAGAUUAUCGAAAAUAUGACUGAAGUUUAUAAAGACUGGGGUGAGAAAUUUCCUUUUGCCUUACAAGCAUACUGAACUUCUGUGCGUACUUCCACCGGGGUAACUCCGUACUUAUUAGUGUAUGGUACAGAAGCAGUUCUACCUGUUGAAGUGGAAAUCCCAUCAUUGAGGGUGUUGAGGGAAAUAGAAUUGGAAGAUGCUGAGUGGGUUCGCUCCCGCUACGAGCAAUUAAAUCUGAUUGAGGAGAAAAGGCUUGCAGCUCUUUGUCAUGGCCAGAUGUAUCAACAAAGGAUGAUAAGAGCAUACGAGAAAAAAGUUCGUCCCAGGCAGUUUCGAGAGGGAGAGUUAGUUCUCAAGAGAAUACUCCUUAAUCAAACUGAUUUUCGGGGAAAGUGGAUGCCGAAUCGGGAAGGGCUAUAUGUGGUAAAGAAAGCUUUUUCAGGAGGAGCUUUGAUUUUGGCUGACAUGGACGGGGAAGAUUUGCCUAAUCCGAUAAAUGCGGAUGCGGUGAAGAAGUACUAUGCUUAAAAAAAAAA
Theobroma cacao (cacao) is the source of this 6071-nucleotide messenger RNA. NCBI's taxonomy places the organism in Eukaryota, Viridiplantae, Streptophyta, Magnoliopsida, Malvales, Malvaceae. The record is from RefSeq and is a predicted model, not a curated record.